Molecule: messenger RNA, 1241 nt
Organism: Mytilus californianus (California mussel)
Lineage: Eukaryota; Metazoa; Mollusca; Bivalvia; Mytilida; Mytilidae
Exons: 2
Coding region: 176-994 (272 amino acids)
Source: RefSeq, a predicted model, not a curated record
AAUUUUUACACAUGUUAAUUGCAGUUAAUUUCCCAAUUUUACUUUACAGGUGAAAUUAUUUAAAGAAUUUCUUGGUUGUUAUGUUAAACCAGAAGUAAUCAUCUUGGGGACAUCUUCUCUUAAACUGAAAAAACUAGACAUAAAGACUACAGGGAAUUUGUUAAAACCAGAGAGGAUGUUUUUGGGAGCUAAAGCUACUAAGCUGAUCCAAAGCUUGUCCACUAGAGACCAUGUUGUGAAAACUUUCCUGAAACAGGUAGAGGAAGCUUAUACUGCAUGUGGAAAGACAUUACAGGAAAAACUUGCUCUGAGUAACACUUUCCUCAAAGCAGUGUCAGCCAUUCAUCCUGAUGCUAGUGGACAUUCAGUCACUCUAACAUUCUUACAGAAACUUCCUAAUUUGGCCCCCAAUGUGUUAACAGAGGAAGAAACUAACACCUAUGAUUUGGAAAUCCGAAAAUAUCAAACUGAUGACCUGCCUGAAUUUGAAGAUGGAACCAGAAUUGACCACUGGUGGGGUAGGGAUGAUAUAAGGAAAAGAUAUCCGUGUCUCUGUAAAAUGGUGAGGUCUUUACUGUCAUGUUUUCAUGGGCCUCAAGUUGAAUCUUCUUUCAACGUCAUGAAUGACAUCAUUGACAACAAGUCUGGGAGAAUCAAUAUUGAGACAUACAAUGCAAUUCAAAAUGUUAAGUAUAGUCUCAAAGCCUGUGAAAAGAGUGCAAUUGCCUUUCACAACAAACAAGAUUUUCUCCAUGAAGGUAUAAAUCCCAAACUUGUAAAAAACAUGAGAUCAUCAUGUAAGCAGUAUAAGCUUGAGUUAGAGAUGAAAAGAAGUGCUCUAGAAGAGAAAAAGAACAGGUUAAAUGUAACAACGAAGACAUCAAUGGUUACAAAAAGGAAAGCUAAAGAACUGUGUGCUAAAGCAGCCAAGAAAGCAAGAAAAACUCAUCAGCAAUGUAUUGCAAGAGGCUCAAGUCUUGCAAAGAAAAGCUGAAACAAUGAACAUUAAUGUACAUAUGUGUAUAUAUAUCUGUAUAUAUGAUGUUAAAACUGUUUUUAUAUAAAAUGGAGAUUGUACAUACUAUUUUAAAGAAGUUUUGACUUGUCUUUGAUGGAUUGCCUAGUGUUGUAUAAAAAUUAAAUAUGGCUACAUUGUAUGUGAGACUAUGGAUGUUAAUAUUUUGUAAGUAACCAUCAAUUCAUUAUUAUUUUUUAAAUGAGAAGUUUUAACCUAGACCAGA